UUGUGAAUGAUUCAACACUUGUCCACUUUGUGAGUCACUACAACCAGGCUUAACCCAUCCUUGGAAAAAUGUCAAGAAUAUGGUGAAUUGUGAUUUUGGAAAAAUAUACAAUGUCCAGUACACAUCCUAUAUGACCAAAAAGCCAAAUCAGGUUGACUUCAUUAUAUGCAAAUGUCUGUGAAUGAAACUUGAAACUCACUUGUAUCAUCAUGAGACAGAAUUAUGGCUUUGUUCAAACUAAAGAUAAUGAAAGUGGAAUCAGAUGUCCUUUAUCUGGUCAUUAGAACAGCAAAUGUUGGGAUUUUCCAUUUGGUAUCUGUUUAUCACCAACACAUCUUUGUCUGUUUCUUUCCCCCUCCUCCUGUUUUUGAUGCUGGCUGUACAUGCAACACCAAGACUAUGCUGAACAUCACCUCAGCCCCUGAAUUCAUCCUACUGGGCUUCUCUGGAUUCCAGGAGUUCCAGAUCCUGUUGUUCUUCAGUUUCUUGGUAGUCUACCUCUUCAUUCUCCUUGGCAAUGCCUUGAUCAUUCUCCUCUCAAAUAUGGAUUUGGCUCUACAUGUCCCCAUGUACUUCUUCCUGAGCAAUUUCUCAUUCCUAGAGAUGUGCUACACCUCAGUCACAAUUCCCCGACUGCUGGGGGACUUUCUCACUGGCCCCCAAUCCAUCUCCUUGCAGGCUUGCAUUACCCAGAUGUAUUUCUUCUUCUCGCUUGGUACCACAGAAUUUUUCCUCUUGGCUAUUAUGGCCUAUGACAGGUACUUAGCCAUCUGCCAGCCACUGCAGUAUCCUGUGCUCAUGAACAACCAUGUCUGUGCUUGCCUAGCCUGCAGUUGCUGGCUGGGGGGCUUCCUGACCCCCUUCGUGCCCAUAGCCUUCAUCUCCCAGCUCCCCUUCAAUGGCAGCAACCAGAUCAACCACUUUUUCUGUGACACGAGCCCCUUAAUUAACUUAUCGACUGGAGACACCUUCAUGGCUGACACAAUGGUCUUUCUUGUCUCUGCAGUGAUUGUGCUUGUGUCCUUUCUCCUGACUUUGACUUCUUAUGCCCUGAUUGUUUCUACCAUCUUGGAUCUCCCAUCUGCUUCUGGAAGGCACAAGACCUUUUCCACAUGUGCCAGCCAUCUCACGGUGGUCACCAUCUUCUACAGCACUGUCAUCUUCAUGUACCUCUGUCCACAUUCCGGUCAGACUUCUGAACUGGAAAAAGUGGUAUCUGUGUUCUAUACUGUCAUCACCCCAGUGCUGAAUCCCAUCAUCUAUACCCUCAGGAACAAAGAUGUGAAAAAAGCCUUGGGAAAGGUCCUCAACCGAGUAAAGAACACGUAUCUGAAGAACACACAGAGAACUGCCCUUACUGUAUUGUCAUGAACCUUGGCAUACUCAAGUUGUUUGUGA
This is a messenger RNA of Lacerta agilis (Sand lizard), 1398 nucleotides long. Its product is annotated as olfactory receptor 11L1-like. Lineage: Eukaryota; Metazoa; Chordata; Lepidosauria; Squamata; Lacertidae. Bases 223 to 1371 code for a protein of 382 amino acids. Gene Ontology annotation, biological process: G protein-coupled receptor signaling pathway. The transcript has a single exon. Gene Ontology annotation, cellular component: membrane. The record is from RefSeq and is a predicted model, not a curated record. Gene Ontology annotation, molecular function: G protein-coupled receptor activity; olfactory receptor activity.